CCGAUUCCUUUUGGUUCUAAGUCCAAAAUGGCAACUCUCAAAGAUCAGCUGAUUCAGAAUCUUCUUAAGGAAGAACAUACCCCCCAGAAUAAGAUUACAGUUGUUGGGGUUGGUGCUGUUGGCAUGGCUUGUGCCAUCAGUAUCUUAGUGAAGGACGUGGCAGAUGAACUUGCUCUUGUUGAUGUCAUGAAAGACAAACUGAAGGGAGAGAUAAUGGAUCUCCAGCACGGCAGCCUUUUCCUUAGAACACCAAAAAUUGUCUCUGGCAAAGAUUAUAGUGUGACUGCAAACUCCAAGCUGGUUAUUAUCACAGCUGGGGCACGUCAGCAAGAGGGAGAAAGCCAUCUUAAUUUGGUCCAGCGUAACGUGAGCAUCUUUAAAUUCAUCAUUCCUAAUAUCAUAAAAUAUAGCCCAAACUGCAAGUUGCUUGUCAUUUCCAAUCCACAUGGAGACUCCAGUGUGCCUGUAUGGAGUGGAGUGAACGUUGCUGGUGUCUCUCUGAAGAAUCUGCACCCUGACUUAGGCACUGAUGCAGAUAAGGAACAGUGGAAAGAGGUUCACAAACAGGUGGUUGACAGUGCCUAUGAGGUGAUCAAACUGAAAGGCUACACUUCCUGGGCCAUUGGACUGUCUGUGGUAGAUCUGGCCGAAAGUAUAAUGAAGAAUCUUAGGCGGGUGCAUCCAAUUUCCUCCAUGAUAAAGGGUCUCUAUGGAAUUAAAGAUGAUGUCUUCCUUAGUGUCCCUUGCAUCUUGGGACAGGAUGGAAUUUCAGAUGUUGUGAAGGUGACUCUGACUCCUGAGGAGGAGGCCCGUUUGAAGAAGAGUGCAGAUACACUUUGGGGAUCCAAAAGGAGCUGCAGUUUUAAAGUUUUCUAAUGUACCACUUCACUAUCUAGACUAUAGCAGGAUUUUAGUUGGAGGUUGUGUAUAUUGUCCUUAUUAUCUGAUCUGUUCCUCAAGAGACGGAAGAG
This is a messenger RNA of Callorhinus ursinus (northern fur seal), 971 nucleotides long. NCBI's taxonomy places the organism in Eukaryota, Metazoa, Chordata, Mammalia, Carnivora, Otariidae. The record is from RefSeq and is a predicted model, not a curated record.